AUGGAAAAUUACUCUUGAUAAAGCAAAGACUGAUAGUAACAUAUAUGUAACUAAAUUUAGCAACAAACAUAAUCACCAAACGUUUUCACCUAUAUUUCGAUCAAAUCCGGCCAAGGAAACUGUUUUGUCUAAUGACUAUAAGUUUGAUGUUCAACAAAUUUUUUCACCAAUGACCCAGGACGAUGAUAUUUCGGCAUGGGAGAGUUUUUUUCGCAAAAAACUUGAUAUGGUUGAUAAUUUUGGACACCCGAUGACAAUGUAUCCUUUAUUUUGA
Messenger RNA from Racocetra persica, 274 nucleotides. Lineage: Eukaryota; Fungi; Glomeromycota; Glomeromycetes; Diversisporales; Gigasporaceae. The record is from the annotation of a GenBank genome assembly.